This is a messenger RNA of Pseudophryne corroboree (corroboree frog), 4325 nucleotides long. It is a transcript of the gene PALMD, whose product is annotated as palmdelphin. Gene Ontology annotation, biological process: regulation of cell shape. The coding region runs from base 2 to 1606 and encodes 534 amino acids. The record is from RefSeq and is a predicted model, not a curated record. The transcript has 8 exons. Lineage: Eukaryota; Metazoa; Chordata; Amphibia; Anura; Myobatrachidae. Gene Ontology annotation, cellular component: cytoplasm; membrane.
UAUGUGUAACGGAAUACAUACCAAAUGCCGGUGGAUGGGAUGCCGUCGGUCAUAUGACCUCCACCGGCAUCCCGAUGCACUGAAACCUGACAGAAGUCGGGUAAUUACAGAUAAAAGGAAAUUGCAAGAAGAAAUUGCUCAAAGACGCCUUAAAAUUGAAGAAGAAAAAUUAAGUCUACAUCAUUUAAAGAAAAAAGCCCUGCGAGAAAAAUGGCUGUUAGACGGUCUAAGUACAAUGACCCCCGAGGAACAAGAAGAGACGUUGAGACAAAACCAAGAAGACCAGAAACAGAUCAAACUCCUGGAACUUAACAUUGGCAGACUAGAGCGAGAAAUUGACGAUCUUGAGAGGCAGGAAACCCAGUUAUCUGCCAAAGAGGUGCGUGUCCUACAGAGACUGAAGUCUGUAGAGAGGACUACAGAAGACAUCAUCAAGGCAGCCGCUGUAAACUAUGAAGUUCGAGAAGAACCCGUGCGAGACAUUUAUGCUGGCAUACCUGACUUACCACCGUCAUAUAAACCAACAUUUAUUAGGAGAAUGGAGAGUGAUUUGUGUGAGAAUGGGGAGGAGCCAAGAAAAGCGUUAUUUGCCAUGGAAAUCAAAGUUGAGAAAGAUAGGAAGACUGGGAAAAACACAGUACUAUCAUCGAUUCCAUUGCCCUCAAAUGAGUUUAAAGACACAGGAGUGAAAGUAUAUGAUGAUGGAAGAAAGUCCGUGUACGCAGUAAACUCUGAAGGAAAAGUGGCUAAAAAUGGGAUAGACAGCCUUGCUCCUGUGGAAGUAGAAGAUCUUUUGAGGAAAGCCACUGAAAAAAGCACACUGUCUCCUGCAGAGUAUCAUGAGCCUGUGUAUUCAUAUGAAUUCAACAGUUCCACCAAUCACAAAGGUCAGGUCUCCCCAAGAUUAAAUGGCCAAAAUUCUCCUGUCAUCACGGAUUAUCGAAAUGGUCACAGUCCUGUGGUACCAGAAGUUUUACCUCAAGUCAAAGAGUCCAGACCAAAGGAGCCAAUAUUUUCUCAGCCAAAAGUCAUCACACAAAACAAGCAAGCAAUCAGUGUGGAACCUCAACCGAUGGAAGAUCACAGGGCUGUGUUUAUGAACACCACUGAGUACCCUCCAACUGGUUUAGAAGAUGAUAUGCACUACAGCAUGGUCCAUGCCACACCUUGUUAUGUAGAUGACUCUGAACCAGUUACUAUGAUUUUCAUGGGCUACAAGAAUGCAGAUGAAAGUGACAGCAAACCACUUACAGAUUAUGAAGGAGUUAUUCGAGCUGAAUUAGUCGUCAUUGACGAUGAUGAUGAUUACAUCAAGGAAGAAGAAAAACCAGUAAAAGGACUGAUUUACCCACCAGAAACUCAGUCACAGCACAUUUCCAAUCCCUCUAUGCAAAAUAGUGUUGCCCAGAAACUACCAAAACACAAUGUAGCACUGCAGAGCGCUCAACCAUACAAGAACUCAAUAUCCUUAGAAGAACAAGAAGCAAGCCUGGGACCCCAUAACUAUCCCCCUGUAUACAAACCGAUAACAGAUGAUGGCACUGAGGACCCAUCGUUAACAGCAUUGAGGAUUAGAAUGGCCAAGCUGGGGAAAAAAGUGAUAUAAGACUCAUAACUACACCUGGAGACUCUUCAGCCGUGGAGGAAGAACUACGGAAGAGCUGUGUAUACUAUUUUACGUGGAUGUUUUUAUUGUUUCAGCUAUAGGCAUCUCGUGGUACUCCAGCUGUCUCUGAAUUGGCAAAGUAUGCUGGGACAAUUUUUUUGGACAGUAUAGUAGCUGGAUAGUCACUAAUGCCUGUCUCCUGCCCUAUUGCUAUGUGGAUAAAGCUAUGCAAGCUAAAGUAUUUUGUUAUAGGAAGCAUAUUAUCAUUUAGCGUUGGAACGUGAUGCAAUAUGUACUGUACCUAGCAACGGCCAUAUUUGGCAUUGUCAGUUGCUGCUGCAUUUAUUCUGUAGUCAUGUUAGCCUAAGCAGUUUCAGGCAAGAUCAGUCUUGACUUUCUACGCAUUUACGAGCGUGAUUUUUUUUUUUUAAAUUACAUUAUGAAAUACAGUAUCUGCAUCAUAAUUACACCAAUUGGACUGCGUUAGUUAUGUAAUUGCUGGUGAAUUGUUCUUUUUCAAGGUCUGCUUACUGUUGAGGGAGCAGCCUAAUGCUGCCAUGCUUUUCAUGAUUUGCAUCGUCUGUGAUGAAAGAAUGUUCCCUCAGUACAGAGCAAUUGCUCUGCAGCUGUGUAUAAAUACUGGCAAAGAUCUUUUGUCAUUCCACUGAUAUAAUCAUUCUGCAUUAACUUCUGCAUCUUUUACUAAAAUAUACUUUUAAUAAAGUUGGUUUUCUAUAAUGUAUUCCCAGAGUCUACUUCCUAUCUCUUAGGCUCAGGCCAGGAUUUGUGGAACACCGCAUAGGCCCAAACCUAAGGGAACAGGAGUAUAGGAUUGUCUCAUUUUGCAUGUUGAUAGUUUGUAUAUUUUAUAAUGUACUCUUUACAUUAACAUUUUUAUUAUACAGAGUUAAAAUGUACUUAACUCUUACAUUUCUGAUGCUGUAUAGGCUUGGACCAUGACCGCUACAGUCUUAGAGCACGAACAUAUGCAGGGCCAUCUUAGCAGCAUAGUAGGCCCUGUGCAAAGCAAUGCACUGGGACCCCUACACACCAUUCGCAGGAACCAGUUUUAAAAAAAAUCAUAACUUGCCCCACGCAGAUCCACACCUUCUCCCUACAUGCUUCCAUACAGUGAAUGGCUUUCAGUACUCAGAUUUGUGUAUAGCUCCAUCCAUCCACCAAUCAGCAUGCUUACAGCCAUUCACUGUCUGGCUGUAGGCUGGGAGGCAGGUAGAGAAUGCUGCACCAUCAUUCUGAUUGUGUGACCACCACCCGCCACUGCUUAAAGGCCCCUAGAACUGUGAGCCCUGGGCAGCUGCCCAGUGUGCCAAUACGUUAAGAUUGCCCUGGACAUAUGGGUGGUCAGAGAAAAAGGGGCCUAGGUUGACAGAAGAUAUAAAUGUGAGUCUGUUAAUUGUACUUCUACACUACUGUUUUUUAUAUUUUGCAUGUUUUGUGAGGUGUUUUUUUUUUUGUGUUUUAAGAAGCCCACCAGGUACGAGCAUAGCCCUGGAAUGGUGUAAGGGUGGAAAAAAAUCUUUUGCCACUUUUACGAAAGACUUCUAACAAAAUAAAAACUCUAGACAUGCUUUUUUCAAUAUAGAUAUGCCAGCGGAGGAGAUAUUGGCCCAACUUUUUGAAAAUGGCAUCCUAAAUAGGGCACUGCUUACUAUAACUAACUCCUUUAAGCACCUACAUUUUCAUACAGCAUAUGAUCUGUCUUACAUGGCAGACUCUAUGAACAGAAUGUUGAAUCAGGUUCCUUUCUCUGCUGGAAACCAAACUAAUUGGCAUUAAAAAGUGUGCCCAUGUUGUGCCUUAUGUCUCGGUGAUCUCCCUGGUCACUGGUUAGUAGUAGAUAGAUAGGCUUCAUGCUUGUAAUACUAUACAGCCAACAAAUUAGCUGCUUUCACCGUAACUCCCAACUGUCCACAAGAUUACUCCACUGUCACAUGAUCUGGGCGGUCACCCUGAUUUACAGUAUUUGUAUAAAAUUAUUUUUAGGGGAAAAUGCCGACCUUGGAAGUUACCAUGCCUUUAUGGAGAUAACAGCAUGACAGACUACACCCACUACGACAGUCAUGCUCUGGACAUAACCUAACCACAAUUUACCAUCAACCUAUAUUGGUAGGUGUUGCUUCCAUGUAUAUACCCAGCCAUCUAUAACAGCGGUCACUGCCAAACGAGUGGGUAUAUGGGCCGUCUGGGAUUUUGCGUGUCGGUAUAUCACUGGCUGCCAGUCUCCUGUACGCCGGGAUCCCGACAGCUGACAUUUUAACUGCAUUCCCAAUUAUCAUGUACCAAAGGAAACAGUGAGUCAUAAAAUGUGAGUGUUGGCAGCGGUAGCAUGAAAAGUUGAAAUAUGCUCUUUUUCCAUCAGUUUAUAUCCUUAUGAGACCUUUGUAAGAAUAGUUGUUUGCUAGUGACUAAUUUAAAUGUAUAAAACAUGAAUGCUUCUAGUCUUUGCAGUGCUGAAGCCCAUUCUACCAUUUGUUUUUGUUAGCUCUAUACUGGUAUUAAGCAGGUCUGGUCCUGACUUGCACAAGUUAUGUCAAAUACAUUAUAGUCUCGUUAUAAACUAUUAAAUGGUUAUUACACUAUAUAAGAACGCUGUGCCUUAUUUUGUCUUAAGAAUGUAUUUUUUUCUGGCCUACUUUUAUUUAUUUGUGAUGUCCAUAUAAUUCUCCAGUAAUGCAAGAAAAUAAAUGCUUAAAGACAA